Molecule: messenger RNA, 780 nt
Organism: Clonostachys rhizophaga
Lineage: Eukaryota; Fungi; Ascomycota; Sordariomycetes; Hypocreales; Bionectriaceae
Source: the annotation of a GenBank genome assembly
AUGGCUGCCCCUGCAGAUCAGCGUAUUGCUGUCCCUAUCGAUGACCCUAAUGCAGACACCGAGUGGAACGACAUUUUACGAAAACAUGGAGUCAUCCCCGAAAAGCCGCCUAGCCCGACACCUAUGAUCGAGGAGGCCAUUCUCGAGGGAAGGAGAUUAGCACACGAAAACAGACUCGAGGGGAAAGACUUGGACGAGCUUGACGAGCUGGAGGAUCUCGAAGACGAUGCCUUCCUCGAAGAGUACAGGCAAAAGCGCCUGGCCGAGCUGAGCAAGAUUCAGAAAAAGGCCGUCCACGGCAGCGUAUAUCCAAUUACCAAACCAGAAUACCAACGAGAAGUAACAGAAGCUUCCGAGAAGGGUCCCGUUUUUGUGAACCUUACCUCCUCAACGGGAACCAAUAUCGAGUCCAAGGUUCUCUCCGACUUAUGGCGUCAGGCAGCGCAGGAAUAUGGUGACAUCAAGUUCUGUGAAAUUCGAGCCAACCAGGCAAUCGAGAACUAUCCUGACCGGAACUGUCCUACAAUCCUCGUGUACAACAAGGGGGAUAUCGUCAAGCAACUGGUCACUCUUGUCACCAUCGGUGGUGUUCGAACUACCAUGCAACGAAUUGACGACAUCCUCGUUGAGGUUGGUGCCGUCGCCGACUCAGACCUGCGCGUUGUCAAGCGAAGGCGCGCAGCUGAAGAUGCCGAGGAAGAGCGCCUCAUGGCAGGCAAGACAAUCAAGACAGGUGUUGCUGGGAGAUCGAGGGGCGAUAGUGAUGAUGAUUGGGAUUGA